AUGGAAUUAAAGCGGCGUACCACCACCUCCUCAGAGCCGGUGCUGGAGGAUGGCCACUUGGGCGACUUUGGCAAGCGCUACACUUUAGGCAAACAGAUCGGGAAAGGAUCUCAGGGCGUCGUGCACCUUUGCCACGACCGCGAAAGCGGCGCUUGCAAAGCCGUGAAGAUGCUCGACCGGAGAAACAAGACGGCCUGGGCAACCUACAAGCGAGAGGUGGAACUGUCUCAGGCCACGACGGGGAAAAAUAUCGCCAGCGUGAUGGAGGAGUUUGUGGACGCAGAGCGCUGCUAUGUGAUCAUGGAGAAGUUCGAGGGACACCUGCGAAAAGCGCUGAAGUGGGUGGCCAAGGAGAACGGCGAUGAGGCUGCAGGCCUCGACGCCUACUCCCUUAGCAACGUUGUGCGGCAGGUCCUCAGCGCCAUUUUGCACCUGCACACCUGCGGCGUGGUGCACCGUGAUGUCAAGGCGCACAAUCUUCUCAUUGACCGCUACGAUCUCCGGGAUUCGAAGUGCCGCAUCGUCCUGUCAGACUUUGGCCUUGCGAGGCGCCUGGAGCCCGGCCGAUUCCUUUGCGCACAGGUUGGUACCAGGAAAUACUGGGCGCCUGAGUUGUACGAGAAGAAGUACUGGCAUGUGGUCGACGUCUUUGCCGUCGGCGUGCUGAUGUUUCUAGCAGCCAGCAACAUGUACCCCUACCAGGUCGGGCACGCGGAUUGGGCAAGUUACACCACCUUUUGGAAGGUCAACAUUUAG
This is a messenger RNA of Effrenium voratum, 756 nucleotides long. Lineage: Eukaryota; Dinophyceae; Suessiales; Symbiodiniaceae. The record is from the annotation of a GenBank genome assembly.